AUGGCUAGCAAUCCAAGCUUAAAUUUGAAAGAUAACCAGUGGGAAGUGUGCAAUUACAAAAAUGAAAAAAUAAUAAAGUUAGAAAAAGUUGAACUAAACAAUUCUGUAAACAUAUUUAAUUGUGAAAACUCAACAUUUAGUAUUGAAAAUCCAAAAUUUAAAUCAUUACAAAUUCAAAAAUGUGUAAAAUGUAAUAUUGUUUUAAAUAAUUUAAUUUCAUCUAUUGAAAUAAUAGAUUGUAAAAAAAUAAAAAUUCAAGUAUUAGGAAAAUGUUCAUCAAUCUCUAUAGAUAAAUGUGUAGGAGUUGAAAUAUAUUUAUCAAAGGAAAAUACCGAGUCUGAAUUUACUACUGCCUUAUCUUCUGAGAUGAAUGUUCAUUUUGAAAAAGACGGAGAAUGGCAAGAAAUUACUAUCCCAGAACAAUAUCAACAUACCUUAUGUGAAGGAAAAUUAAAUACAAGGGUUUCAGAUUUAUAUAAAUAUUAA
Plasmodium vinckei vinckei is the source of this 486-nucleotide messenger RNA. RefSeq names its product cyclase-associated protein, putative. The coding region runs from base 1 to 486 and encodes 161 amino acids. The transcript is spliced from 2 exons. Gene Ontology annotation, biological process: regulation of adenylate cyclase activity; cytoskeleton organization. Gene Ontology annotation, cellular component: cytoplasm. Gene Ontology annotation, molecular function: actin binding; adenylate cyclase binding. Lineage: Eukaryota; Apicomplexa; Aconoidasida; Haemosporida; Plasmodiidae. The record is from RefSeq and is a predicted model, not a curated record.